Molecule: messenger RNA, 933 nt
Organism: Heterotrigona itama
Lineage: Eukaryota; Metazoa; Arthropoda; Insecta; Hymenoptera; Apidae
Source: the annotation of a GenBank genome assembly
AUGGAUUAUGAAACGGUCUCCCUACAAUUUGGGCUUAUCCCAAAAAAUCGGCGACCUAUCUUUCAUCUCUCGCCCCUUGUUCAACAAUUUUUAUUUCCAUCGAGUUACCAGCAACUGAUCACAUCGACCACCCUGAACUGGCUUCCCCGUUCUCACUAUGAUUCCUCGAGGGAAAUAGUCAUCGGCGGCUUUGAGAUCGAAGAAUCGGAAGACGACUCGUACAACAACCAAGCGGAGAAAUCGGAGAGAAAGAGGCCCCUGUACGUAUGCAGGGUACUGCACUCGACUGUCUGGGUGGCUGGCACCCAGAGGGGUGACGAGCAACGAUGCACCGUGACAAUUCACAAAACCGUGCAGUCGUACGACAAAUACGAGCUGCUAGAGAACAUAGACAAUGCGGCUCGCGUCAACUGGGAGUACUGGGACAAAUACAAGAACACGCCGUUCGGCGCCGUGGCCACGGAGAAAGAGAAGAUGUUCGUCGCGCGUCACGCCGCAGAAACUGACAAAAAUACGUCGUCGCCGAGAUACACCCAUUACAUCGGCACCUUGACUGCCUCAGACAUUCAGGGGAGUAUCAGCUACGUCAGAGACGAUGGCACCGAAGGAACCGCAAAGAAAGGCGACGUUCUAGUCGAGACGGAACCGAUCUACUACGAUUUGACAAGAGUUAAAUUGAAUUGGCCUAAAAAGCGUGUGAUUAAACGUACGCCCAUUAUCCUUGGCAAAACGACAUUUGCCAAUAAGGGGCCGGAAGCUGCGAACAUGGCGCAAGCUUUUACCUACCAGUACAAGUAUUCCAUGUACUGGGGUCAAGGCCACGCCAUUCUUAAAGGCCUAAACACAUCAAUUACAUUGACGAAUGGCACGGCUUUACCAAAAAUAAUGUGGGGCACAAAGGAAACUAACAAUCGUACCGACGUAUACUCGUGA